AUGAUGUUGCUGCGGCGAUGCUCUCCAAUUCUGCCCCUGCGACGGCGGGCAGUCUACAUCCCCCUCGCUCUCCUCCUGACGCUGGCCGUCUUCACUUUCUGGGACCCGGCACGCGGGCCGUGCUGUUCCGGCCUUCCCGGCCUUCCCGCGUGGUUGCCGUCGCCGGCGCCGUUGUCCGCCGUGCCGUUGGACGUGCUUUCCAUCCCCGAACUCGACGAGCCCUCCAUCCUCCCACCGCCAAAACACGACGGGUUCUGCACCCAGCGGUUUACCACGGCCUACCUCGAAGACCUCCGCGACCACUCCAUCCAGUACUGCGACCCAGUCGGCGGCACACUGCCACGGUCCCGCCUCACGUGCUUCCAUGCGCACGUCCGAGACGACAAGGGCGUCGACUCGUUUUGCCUCGGCACCAGUGCGACGUGGGAUGCGGGCCAGAAGACGUUCCGGUUGGACUGCCCCAUCCGCCGCCGGCCCGACGCCAACGAGACAGCGCGCGGCCUGAUCCCCUUUGAGAGCAUCGCCGCAUCUUGGUUCGACACGGGACCGCGGCGGGUGUUUGACAAGUUUGUGUCGUUGUCCCACGACGAGGCGUCGCCGGAGCAGCAGGUGUUGGAGACGAGCACGCCCCGCGAGACGAAGUCGUUUGUGCUUCUGGUCAAGCGCGAAGGCAACAACAAUCUAUGGCAUAGCCUGAUGGAGAUAUGGUCCAUGAUGAUGUCAGUCGAUGUGCUGCGCAUAGCACAGCAGCAAGACGAUGGCCGCGCAGACGGUGCGGCUGCGCCGUACUUUCGGUUCCCCGACGACCUCGACAACACCCACGUCGUCAUGUUGGACGAGUACGCCGAGGAGUCCACGUUUGACCUCUGGCGGUUCUUUUCCCGCCACCCCAUCGUCAAGCUGGCGGACAUGAUGAACGAUCCGUCGCGUGUGCCCCGCCCUCUGCAACCGGCCAGCGGCGGCGCCAACAUCAUCGUCCCGCUGUCCGGCGGCAGCAACCCGCUGUGGCAGAACGACUGGGUCGUGCGGGACUGCCGCGCGGCGCCGCUGCUCCAGCUCUUUGUGCGGCGCGUUUUUGAACACUAUCAGGUCCCGCGACAAGGCGGGCCGCGGCCGGCGUCGGCCGGGGGCGCGAGCGACAAAGACAUUGUCGUCACGUUCAUUGACCGGCGCGGGAGCCGCCAGCUGCUGGGCCAUGCGGCCCUGUUGCACACGCUGCAGGAACGGUACCCGAAUGUUGUCGUACAGUCGGUGGAUUUCGCGACGCUGUCGCUACCGGACCAGCUGCGCCUCGUCCAGGAGACCGAUGUGCUCGUCGGCGUCCACGGCGCGGGUCUCACGCAUACCAUGUUCAUGCGCGAGAACGCGGGCGCGGUCGUCGAGGUCCAGCCCGCGAAUUUGGGCCACAAGGGGUUCCGGAACUUGGCGGCGCUGACGGGGCACAACUAUUUCAGUGCCCAGGCCGAGAUGGCGGUGCCCGGGGAGGACGAAGAGGAAGGGGACAAAAAUGAAAACGGCGAGAAUAAAACGUCUAUCGCCCGGCGAGGCGACCCAGAAAAACCAUGGCAGUCGUCCCAUGUGCGCAUCGAGGAGGACCGCUUUCUGGCGCUGAUGGAUGUGGCAAUCAAGUCACUGUACAACGAGGGGCUUCGAAACCACGAUGUAAUAUAG
Sporothrix schenckii 1099-18 is the source of this 1671-nucleotide messenger RNA. RefSeq lists its product as uncharacterized. Gene Ontology annotation, molecular function: protein N-acetylglucosaminyltransferase activity. Lineage: Eukaryota; Fungi; Ascomycota; Sordariomycetes; Ophiostomatales; Ophiostomataceae. The coding region runs from base 1 to 1671 and encodes 556 amino acids. Gene Ontology annotation, cellular component: endoplasmic reticulum lumen. The transcript has a single exon. The record is from RefSeq and is a predicted model, not a curated record.